Messenger RNA from Aspergillus luchuensis, 1713 nucleotides. The record is from the annotation of a RefSeq genome assembly. NCBI's taxonomy places the organism in Eukaryota, Fungi, Ascomycota, Eurotiomycetes, Eurotiales, Aspergillaceae.
AAAUAUUAUAUAACAAUAAAAAGAGGUUUUUCAACUACAUCUGAAAAAAAAGAAGAUGUAGCUUCCCUUAAAUCUCAAGAGAGUUCAACAUUUUUUACAUUAAAACAACCAACAGAAUGACAAGAAAGAUGAUUUUUAUCUUCUAAUGCUAAAGACAUUGGUACUUUAUACUUAAUGUUUGCAUUAUUCUCAGGUUUAUUAGGUACAGCAUUUUCUGUACUUAUAAGAUUAGAAUUAUCUGGACCUGGUGUUCAAUAUAUAGCUGAUAACCAAUUAUAUAAUAGUAUAAUAACAGCUCAUGCUAUUAUGAUGAUUUUCUUCAUGGUUAUGCCAGCUUUAAUCGGAGGAUUCGGUAAUUUCUUAUUACCAUUAUUAGUAGGAGGUCCUGAUAUGGCAUUCCCUAGAUUAAAUAAUAUUAGUUUCUGAUUAUUAGUACCUAGUUUAUUAUUAUUUGUAUUCUCUGCAGCAAUAGAAAAUGGUGCAGGUACAGGAUGAACUCUUUAUCCUCCUUUAUCAGGAAUACAAUCACACAGUGGACCAAGUGUUGAUUUAGCAAUCUUCGGUUUACACUUAAGUGGAAUUAGUAGUAUGUUAGGAGCUAUGAACUUCAUAACAACAAUAUUAAAUAUGAGAAGUCCAGGUAUACGUUUACACAAAUUAGCGUUAUUUGGUUGAGCUGUUAUUAUUACAGCUGUAUUAUUAUUAUUAUCAUUACCUGUAUUAGCCGGUGGUAUUACUAUGAUUUUAACAGAUAGAAACUUUAAUACAUCAUUCUUCGAAGUAGCUGGUGGUGGAGAUCCUAUCUUAUUCCAACACUUGUUCUGAUUCUUCGGACACCCAGAGGUUUAUAUUUUAAUUAUACCAGGAUUUGGUAUUAUUAGUACAGUUAUCGCAGCUGGAUCAGGUAAAAACGUAUUCGGAUACUUAGGUAUGGUUUACGCUAUGAUGUCUAUUGGUGUUUUAGGUUUCUUAGUUUGAAGUCAUCACAUGUACACAGUUGGUUUAGACGUUGAUACAAGAGCUUAUUUCACAGCUGCAACUUUAAUAAUUGCAGUACCUACAGGUAUUAAAAUUUUCAGUUGAUUAGCUACAUGUUAUGGUGGUUCAUUACACUUAACACCACCUAUGUUAUUUGCAUUAGGAUUUGUAGUAUUAUUCACUAUUGGAGGAUUAAGUGGUGUUGUUUUAGCUAAUGCAUCUCUUGAUGUUGCAUUCCAUGAUACUUACUACGUAGUUGCUCAUUUCCACUACGUAUUAUCAAUGGGUGCAGUUUUUGCCUUAUUUAGUGGUUGAUAUUUCUGAAUACCAAAAUUAUUAGGAUUAUCAUACGAUCACUUUGCAGCUAAAGUUCAUUUCUGAAUUUUAUUUGUUGGAGUUAAUCUUACAUUCUUCCCACAACAUUUCUUAGGUUUACAAGGUAUGCCUAGAAGAAUUAGUGAUUAUCCUGACGCUUUCUAUGGUUGAAAUUUAGUAAGUAGUGUUGGUUCUAUCGUUAGUGUUGUAGCUACAUGAUAUUUCUUAACUAUUAUUUACAAUCAAUUAACAGAAGGUAAAGCUGUUUCAAGAUAUCCUUGAUUAACACCACAAUUAUUUAGUGAUACAUUCCAAGUGUUAUUCACUAGAAAUAAUAGCUCUUUAGAGUGAUGUUUAACUAGCCCACCAAAACCACACGCAUUUAUGAGUUUACCAGUACAAUCAAACUUAAGUUUGUAA